This is a messenger RNA of Panicum virgatum (switchgrass), 528 nucleotides long. RefSeq names its product RING finger protein 44-like. Lineage: Eukaryota; Viridiplantae; Streptophyta; Magnoliopsida; Poales; Poaceae. The transcript has a single exon. The record is from RefSeq and is a predicted model, not a curated record. The coding region runs from base 1 to 528 and encodes 175 amino acids. Gene Ontology annotation, molecular function: ubiquitin protein ligase activity. Gene Ontology annotation, biological process: ubiquitin-dependent protein catabolic process.
AUGGAGGUGGCGCGUGCGGCGGGAGGUUUUCUGAUGCCGCACCAGAUGUACCACGAGAGGCGGCCGGCUAGCGCCGCGCCGGCGGCGGCGACAGGAGGAGGACCCCGCCGCAUCCGCAUGCACACCGCGCCCCACGAGUUUUACGACGUAACGAUGGCAGCCACGCCCAGCGUGAACUUCGACGGCGACGACGCGGAGCCCGCUUCUUUCUCCGCGUGGUUCCCGAGCGGCCGGUUCGGCGGCGUGCCGGCCGCGGCCAGCGCCGUGGAGGGCCUGCCGGAGACGACGGUGGGGGCGGGAGGGGAGGAGAUGGGGGACGGCGAGGAGACCUGCUGCGCGGUGUGCCUGGAGGGGUACCAGGCCGGCGACGCGCUGAGGACGAUGCCGUGCGCGCCCGCGUUCCACGGGGAGUGCAUCGUGGAGUGGCUCUCGGUCAGCCGCUUCUGCCCGCUCUGCCGCUUCAAGCUGCCUACACAGGCGGAGGAGGACGCCGCCGGCCAACACCAACAGGCGGCAAGCCUGGGAUAG